Messenger RNA from Zonotrichia leucophrys gambelii, 1878 nucleotides. RefSeq names its product phosphatase and tensin homolog (gene PTEN). Lineage: Eukaryota; Metazoa; Chordata; Aves; Passeriformes; Passerellidae. Gene Ontology annotation, cellular component: plasma membrane; nucleus; cytosol. Gene Ontology annotation, molecular function: inositol-1,3,4,5-tetrakisphosphate 3-phosphatase activity; phosphatidylinositol-3,4-bisphosphate 3-phosphatase activity; phosphatidylinositol-3,4,5-trisphosphate 3-phosphatase activity. Gene Ontology annotation, biological process: phosphatidylinositol 3-kinase/protein kinase B signal transduction; protein dephosphorylation; phosphatidylinositol dephosphorylation. The transcript has 9 exons. Bases 375 to 1586 code for a protein of 403 amino acids. The record is from RefSeq and is a predicted model, not a curated record.
GAAGAGCCGAGGGAGCGACCGCCCGGCCCCCGGGGCGGGGAGCGGAGCGGGGCCGGGCCGGGGGCGCGCCCCGCGCCGCUGUCACCAUUGCCGGGGCCCGGAGCGCCGCAGAGCUGCUCCCCCCGCCGCCGCCGCGCUCGCCCCAAACACGGCGGCGGCGGCGGCACCGCCCGCAGGGGCUCGGCGCGGCUCCCGACGCGCUCGGAGGAGGAGAAGGAGGAGGAGGAGGGAGCGGCAGCCGGUGCCGCCGCCGGGAGCCGGGCCCGCCCGGGGCUGAGCCGCCGGAGCAUCAGCGCCCGGGGCCGCCCGGUGGUGCCUCGCGGCCGCCGCCCGGGCCCUGCGCGCUGCCCCGGAGCGGCCCCCGGCUGCCAGACAUGACCGCCAUCAUCAAAGAGAUCGUCAGCAGGAACAAAAGGCGAUACCAGGAGGAUGGCUUCGACCUGGACCUGACCUAUAUUUAUCCAAACAUAAUUGCUAUGGGCUUUCCUGCAGAGAGGCUUGAAGGAGUGUACAGGAACAACAUCGAUGAUGUAGUAAGGUUUUUGGAUUCAAAGCAUAAAAACCAUUACAAGAUAUACAAUCUAUGUGCUGAAAGACAUUAUGACACGGCCAAAUUUAACUGCAGAGUUGCACAGUACCCUUUUGAAGACCAUAACCCACCACAGCUGGAGCUCAUCAAACCUUUUUGUGAAGAUCUUGACCAGUGGCUAAGUGAAGAUGACAAUCAUGUGGCAGCAAUCCACUGUAAAGCUGGAAAGGGACGAACUGGUGUCAUGAUUUGUGCUUAUUUGUUGCAUCGAGGCAAGUUUUUAAGGGCCCAAGAAGCCCUAGAUUUCUAUGGGGAAGUAAGGACCAGAGACAAGAAGGGAGUGACAAUUCCCAGUCAGAGACGCUACGUGUACUACUAUAGCUACCUGUUAAAGAAUCACCUGGAUUACAGACCAGUGGCACUGCUGUUCCACAAGAUGAUGUUUGAAACAAUUCCCAUGUUCAGCAGCGGAACUUGCAAUCCUCAGUUUGUGGUGUACCAGCUCAAGGUAAAGAUAUUCACCUCCCCUUCAGGACCCUCACGACGUGAAGACAAGUACAUGUACUUUGAAUUCCCUCAACCUCUGCCCGUAUGUGGUGAUAUCAAAGUGGAAUUUUUCCACAAACAGAACAAGAUGUUGAAAAAGGACAAAAUGUUUCACUUUUGGGUAAAUACAUUCUUCAUAGGACUGGAUGAAAAUUCAGACAAAGUAGAAAAUGGAAGUCUAGUUGCAGAUCAGGAACUCGAUGGUAUUUUCAGUACAGAGCGCUCAGAUAAUGAUAAGGAAUAUUUAAUCCUUACAUUAACAAAAAACGAUCUAGACAAAGCAAAUAAAGACAAAGCCAACAGAUAUUUCUCUCCAAACUUCAAGGUGAAGCUAUUUUUCACAAAAACAGUAGAAGAGCCAUCAAAUCCAGAGGCUAGCAGUUCAACUUCUGUAACACCAGAUGUUAGUGACAAUGAACCUGAUCAUUAUAGAUACUCUGACACCACUGACUCUGAUCCAGAGAAUGAACCUUUUGAUGAAGAUCAGCAUACGCAGAUUACAAAAGUCUGAAUAUUUUUUUUAUCAGAGAUAAAAAAGAACCAUACAAAAACAAAAAAAAACAUGAAGACAGACAAACUUGAAUAAACUGAAAAAAAAAAAGGACCUUUCUAAAUGGCAAAAGGACAUAGUGUCAGAUUACCAGUUAUAGGAACAAUUCUUUCCUGACCAAUCUUGUUUUGCCCUACAAAUCUACAGGGUUUGACACUUGUCCAGUCGGGGGGGUUAAAGAAAGGUUACGUAGCUCUUAUGUAUAUACCUUUUUGUGUCAAAGGACAUUAAAACUUCAAUUAGGAACUAUAAA